Arabidopsis arenosa is the source of this 781-nucleotide messenger RNA. The record is from the annotation of a GenBank genome assembly. NCBI's taxonomy places the organism in Eukaryota, Viridiplantae, Streptophyta, Magnoliopsida, Brassicales, Brassicaceae.
CAAACUUCCCUCGUCGCUCUCUAUCUCUCUCGCUUGACUGUGAUCGGAGAUCAAAAUAUCCGCCAUGGACAGAGCACAAUUGAUCUUGUUAGGUCUACCUAUAUUCUUAUUUUGUUCGGAUCUCUUCAACCUUUUCACUCCUCCGCCUCCAAAACCUCAGCCUCACCGUCCUCAUCAGCCACCGCAUAUCCCUCACCAGCAUCGUCCUGCUGCGAUCAUCCCUGAAACCCUAGAUUUUCCUUCACAGAAGACGAGUGGCUUAGGAGCAAUUGGAUAUGGAAAUACAGUAGAGAUCAAUUUCUGCGUCUCCUGUUCUUACAAGGGAACUGCAGUCACUAUGAAGAAGAUGUUAGAGACUGCUUUUCCCGGUUUAGAUGUGAUUCUCGCAAAUUACCCGCCACCAGCACCAAAACGCCUUCUAGCUAAGGUUGUGCCUGUUGCUCAGAUGGGAGUUAUUGGUAUGAUAGUGGCAGGUGAUCGUAUCCUUCCCAUGAUUGGAAUAACGCACCCACCUGCUUGGUUCCACUCCUUGAGGGCCAACAGAUUUGGAUCCAUGGCUUCUACUUGGCUUAUCGGAAACUUUCUACAGUCUUACCUUCAAAGCUCAGGCGCCUUUGAAGUUCACUGCAAUGGCGAACUGGUGUUCUCUAAAUUGAAAGAAGGUAGAUUCCCAGGAGAGAUCGAGCUGAGAGAUCUCAUCAGCAAAACUGUAACAAGACCGAGCAUACUCGCAGGUAGCAGCUACUGAAGUAGUAUCAGAAAAUAGAAAAGCUGGAACCUU